Messenger RNA from Melampsora larici-populina 98AG31, 1601 nucleotides. RefSeq lists its product as uncharacterized. The coding region runs from base 48 to 1172 and encodes 374 amino acids. The transcript is spliced from 3 exons. The record is from RefSeq and is a predicted model, not a curated record. NCBI's taxonomy places the organism in Eukaryota, Fungi, Basidiomycota, Pucciniomycetes, Pucciniales, Melampsoraceae.
CAAUUUUCAAUCGACGAGGAGGGAAGAAAGACUUAAAAGUUCAAAAGAUGUUCUGUUUAAGAUAUUUCUUACCUAUCUUACUCUUCUUUCCUUUCCCAACUGCUCCCUCAUUUCUCCUGCUAUUCUUCUUAGUCUCAAUGGCAACUCAACAUAGACCUUGUGCUUAUUGCUCACUCUUGCUUUCGGCGAUCUUGGUCUCUACUUGUUCUUGGAACAUUGCUUCACUCGAUGUUUCUCCAGUCUAUCCUAGACGGUUCAACACACCUUUCAAGCCUACGAGUCAAUAUUAUUCACAGGACCGGAAAACUAUGCUUUAUAAAUCGAAUGACACGCCAAGUAUGGCCAGUGAAUCUAAUCCGAUCGAAGUGGAUGCUUCUUUCAGUGGACAAACCCCACCAGCACCACCUGUCGAAGCAUACGAACUGAAAUCUGUUCAUAGAUGCUGGUUUCACUCGAAUAUCGCCAAACCCUUCGAUCCGAUCUGGUCAGCUGAUGAAUACCAUUCAAUUCGUGACGAUCGAUCCUCACACGCUCCUCAAAGUUCUUCAAAACCUCAACUGAUGAAAGAAGGGAAUCUAGAAGACCCAAACACUGUCACUCAAGAUAAGAACUCUAAGCCUGAUGAAAAAGUAAAACAACCCCGAAGACAAUUGAACACACUUCUCUCGCCUCUUUGGAGCCCAAUCCGACGUCUUUCAUCUAUCAAAACUAAUGAAUAUUGUGGCGAAGAAAAUGGAAAGGAUAACCACGGAACAGAAAUCAAAGAUGACGGUUUGAAUGUUUCAUCAAAUGGAUCUGGAUCAACUUCAAGCGAUCAAACUGGGACUCAAACCUACUACCGAAGCUCAUUCUCACGUACACCACUCCUAUACACAUAUUUUAUUCGUCAUAUUAUAAACUUUAUCGGAUCUUAUCUACCAUCUUUACCAGUAAUCUAUCGUUUGAUGUCAAUCUUGAAUCAAAACUUACCAAUGUUAUCAAAACUUUCAACUUUAACCGAAUUUUUUAAUCCAUUGGUUUCGGUCUUCAAGAUGAUUUAUGAAAGAAGUUUUAAUGUAUUCAGACAUGUUGUGGAUUUCUCUUCAAAUCCGAUUUAUGUGGGAUGGAAAGAUUUGUUUUCUAUUAGGAUUGUCCUGGGGUCACCUCCACCUGUGAUGAUGUCAAAACCGUGAAGGAUAAAUCAAUCAAGAAAGUCAAAGAGGCAUGGCGUGAAGUCCUAUCAAGAUCGAGAGCAUUUUAGUACAUAGCAUGAUCUUUUGAGGAAAUUAAGCGCUUUGUAAUAUGUAUGAUGAUCCUUCUCACUUGUAUUUUUUGUGGGUCGUUGGAAGGGAUUGAUGAUUAAAUUGAGCAUAUAAGACCACGUACACCUGUGCAGUUCUGUGGUCAAUUCAUGUUAGAAUUUCAUCAUGAACAGGUCGACAAACUAAUCAACAUGAAUAACUCAAAAUUAUUUGCUCUGAGCUAUCCUCAUUCAAGAUCAAACUUUCUUCUUCCAUAGGUCAUUUUUUUUUGAUAUGAAUAAGAUGGGCAUAGCGUGAUAUUUAUCACAAUUUGGUCAAGUUAGCUAUGCACAGGCAGACAGCUGUCUCGAUUUUUUCUUU